Molecule: messenger RNA, 935 nt
Organism: Haliotis rufescens (red abalone)
Lineage: Eukaryota; Metazoa; Mollusca; Gastropoda; Lepetellida; Haliotidae
Product: methyltransferase N6AMT1-like
Exons: 7
Coding region: 76-735 (219 amino acids)
Biological process (GO): methylation
Cellular component (GO): eRF1 methyltransferase complex
Molecular function (GO): protein methyltransferase activity; S-adenosylmethionine-dependent methyltransferase activity; nucleic acid binding
Source: RefSeq, a predicted model, not a curated record
AAUAACUCUAAAUCACGCUCGUGGGUAAACAACGACAUGUGAGCUCUGACUGAAUUACAAAUGUCUUAAUCAACCAUGUCAGACAUGUUUUCCACCCCAGACAUGGGCCACUUAGGUAGCUCAGACUACAACCAUGUUUACGAGCCUGCCGAAGACUCCUUCCUCUUCCUGGAUGCCUUGGAGCAAGAACAUGAUUUCCUUGCUAAGCUGAGGCCAACAGUGUGCCUGGAGAUUGGAUCAGGAUCUGGAGUGUGCAUCACCUUCCUGGCCAGGAUGCUGGGCUCCUCCAGUGUGUACAUGAGCACCGACAUCAAUGUGAGGGCAGCCUGCAUCACGAGGGACACAGCGUAUAGGAACUCUGUCAUGGUGGAGCCUGUUGUUACAGAUCUGGUGAACUCCCUUGCAUCCCGCCUUGCUGGCUGCGUUGAUGUGUUGCUUUUCAACCCACCAUAUGUAGUCACCCCCAGUCAAGAGGUGGGCAGUAAAGGCAUUGAGGCAUCAUGGGCAGGAGGUAUCAGAGGCCGCGAGGUUGUGGACAGGUUAUUUCCCUUGAUUCCAUCAAUUUUGUCACCAGAGGGCGUCUUCUACCUCGUCAUUAUCAAGGAAAAUGAUCAAGAUGAAAUUGAGGAUAUCAUGAAGAAAAAUGGCUUCCAGAUGGUUGUCGUGAAAAGUCGUCAGUCUGGCCCUGAGUUCCUCUCGGUGCUGAAAUUCACAUGGCUUCCUUCAGUCACAUAACACAGGUUCCCCAUGUUGAAGCAAACAAUCAGUGUGUUCAGGACCUGGGAUAGAGGAUGUGCCUACAGCCUCCUGCAUUGGAGAUGCCACUUCAUGGUUCCCGCAGGAUUGACCUUCUGCUGAAGACAUAUAUAUGAGAAUCCCUGCACUUUGAGGACAAAGAAGAAUACAAAUAAAAUGAGCAGCAAAGCUGCAGUUAA